This is a messenger RNA of Parathielavia appendiculata, 2140 nucleotides long. Its product is annotated as oligopeptide transporter. Gene Ontology annotation, biological process: transmembrane transport. Gene Ontology annotation, molecular function: tripeptide transmembrane transporter activity. The transcript has 6 exons. The record is from RefSeq and is a predicted model, not a curated record. Bases 117 to 1787 code for a protein of 556 amino acids. Lineage: Eukaryota; Fungi; Ascomycota; Sordariomycetes; Sordariales; Chaetomiaceae. Gene Ontology annotation, cellular component: fungal-type vacuole; plasma membrane.
CUGGUUGCCGACAACGCCCGAGUUGCUAUCCUGGAACUGGGUUGAAUGCUCUGCUGGGCUAAAUUGUAUCAUCUCUUUCUUUUGGACUAUCGUUGUGCCAGUGCCAGUGCGUUAAGAUGGCUGCUGCUGAGAAAGACUCGGAGAAAGGGCAGGGCAGCUCAUCUACAGCGCUGGAGGUGGCAGAUUCUGACGCCGGCUUCCUCUCUCGAAAUGCAACUGAAGACGAGAUUCGAAGUUUGCCCAAAGUGGUUGACAAAAUACCGCUUGCAGCGUGGGCUGCAGCGAUGGUUGGGUCAGCCGAGAGAUUCAGCUACUAUUCCAUCAUCUCGAUAUGGCAAAACUACAUGCAGCAUGAAAGAGGCUUUGGAGCCGUGCCUGGAGCACUUGGUCUGGGACAGUCCACAGCCACGUCAAUAUCCAAUGCCUUCUUCGUCUUUAUGUUUCUGACACCGAUGCUGUUUGGCGUGGUUUCAGACAUGUGGCUAGGUCGUUUCAGGACGCUGCUGCUUGGAUUCUGCUUGUUGAUAUGUGGGUCUUGCAUCAUGUUUGCAACUUCACUGCCAGUUGCCUUGGACAACGGGGCGGGCAUCCCAGGACUGGCUCUCUCCAUGGUCUUUAUCGGACUGGGAGUAGGGGCCGUCAAGUCGACGAUAUCGCCCUUCAUCGGUGACCAGUACGCACAGAAAAAGCCGCGGGUCGUUCGCCAGAAGAAUGGCAAGCUUGCCGUAGUGAAUGGUUCGCGGACCAUUCAAUUUCUGUUCAAUGCCUUCUACUGGCUCACCAACAUUGCUUCAUUAUCAUCAAUCCCGGCAACCUUUCUUGAGCGUGAGUUCGACUUUUGGGCCGCUUAUCUUAUGGCGGUUGUCUCGUUGGUCCUCUCGUUGGCCGCGCUUGUCAUGAUGAAGUCUAAGUUUGUCAGAAUUGUUCCACAACAAAACAACCUCCCCAGGACCCUCAGCGUCUUGACCAUCGCUGCCCGAAACGGCUUCAGGCUCGACCACGCCAAACCCUCGUACCAACUUACGACACACAACCGCCCUGUCCCCUGGGACGAUACCUUUGUCGACGAGCUCAAACGCGGCCUCAUAGCAUGCCGCGUGAUUUUCUCCUUCGCCUUCUUCUACCUCUCCAUCACCCAAAUGUACAACAACCUCAUCUCCCAGGCGUCCCAAAUGAACCUGCACGGCGUGCCCAACGACAUGAUCCAGGCCAUGGCCGGCGUGGCCUGCGUCGUCUUCGGUCCCGUCGUCCAGGCGCUGUACAACUUCCUGGCGAAACACCGCAUCGCCUUCGGCCCCAUCGCACGCAUCUCGGCGGCCUUCGUCAUCUGCGGCGGCGGUAUGGCGUACGCCGCCGGCCUGCAGAGGCUCAUCUACUCGACGGGGCCGUGCUACGACAGGCCGCUGACGUGUGAUGGCAAUGGUGCCAAGAUCCCAAACGAUGUCAACGUGUGGCUGCAGCUGCCCGUGUACGUGGCGUUGGCCAUGGCCGAGAUUUUUGGACUGGUGACGGCGAGCGAGUACUCGUACGAGAAGGCGCCGCACGGGAUGCGUUCUGUGGUGCAGGCCAUGGUGCAGCUCAGCGCGUGCCUGGGCGCGCUGAUGGGCAUGGCCAUCAGUCCUGCGGCGAGGGAUCCGUUUCUCGUGGCCGUCUAUGGUGCCCUGGCGGGGGUGAUGGGGCUUUGUGCGGUGCUGUUCUGGGCCGUGUUUAGGAGGUAUGAUCGGAUCGAUGAUCAGUUAAGUCGGCCGGUGGUUGGUGGGGAGGACGCGGAGGAGAGGUCAUCAUGAGGGAGGCCGGGAGUGCCAAUUGGAUGGAUGACUUUGGCAAAUGGCUGUCCAGGUUGAAAUCUGAACCUGGAGAAAGUAGUGGUUCAGGAAACGGAAAAGCCAUGAGGAUUAGGUAUCCUGAGAAUAUCUGAUUGCGGAAAGCAGUACAUUUUGUGGUACGGGGUGCUGAGAUGGUUCUGGUGAAGAUGAGGAUCAAUGAUCCAGCAACGGCUCAACUGCACUUGAAAAUAAGGUAUUCCGCUGCAAGUCCACGCAGGACAAUUCUCUGCGUAAUGGCACUUUGCAGUCAAAGGCACCUACUUCAGAUAUCACGCAAUGAUCAAGGAAUCAUGUGGUGGAACAGGCAAGUGGCG